Messenger RNA from Toxorhynchites rutilus septentrionalis, 1256 nucleotides. Its product is annotated as chymotrypsin-1-like. NCBI's taxonomy places the organism in Eukaryota, Metazoa, Arthropoda, Insecta, Diptera, Culicidae. Bases 301 to 1131 code for a protein of 276 amino acids. The record is from RefSeq and is a predicted model, not a curated record. Gene Ontology annotation, biological process: proteolysis. The transcript is spliced from 4 exons. Gene Ontology annotation, molecular function: serine-type endopeptidase activity.
CAUUCGCAGUUCAAGUGGCAGCUGUGUAUAUCAUUUUUGAUAAUUUGAAGUUUGCUUUAGAAUCUCGACAGUGAUAUUCUAUAUUUGACCCAUUUUAACGUUCACACAGAUUCUUAGGUCUCAUUCGGCAGUAAUUUUGGAUCAGUUUUUUCAAAUUUGUUUAUUUUUACUCGUUACAUAAGUUACAAGGAGCCCAAUUCUAUUAAAUUUUUGCUUGAUUCUGAGAUUAUUAAGAUGAAAAAUCGAUUACUCGCAGACGAAUCGAGGACACAUUAAUAAUUAUCGCACCAUCGAAAGAAAAUGUUCGUCAGGUGUACGGCUGUCUCUCUUCUUAUCGCUAUUUGUUCGAUUGGCGAAACCUUCGCAACGCACAAUCAGACGGCUGCCGUAGCAAGUGGUCGGAAUGCAACACACAUACACAAGUGGGUGGUGGGUGGUGGCGAUGCAGGACCAACCCCCUAUCAGGCAUCUCUGCAGAAAGGUGGACACUUCUGCGGUGGCGCAAUCAUCGAUCGUCGGUGGAUUCUGACGGCGGCGCACUGUAUAACGGACUUGUUGCCGAGAGAGUUGACGGUGGUUGUUGGAACUAAUCGGCUGAGUAGGGGAGGCUUUCGAUUUGGGGUGGAAAAGCUAAUCCGACAUCCGUGGUACGAUAGCAGCAGGACGGCGAAUGAUAUCGGUUUAGUGCAGAUUUUGGGAUUAUUUCUAUGGUUGCCUGGAUUGGUGGGAAGGGUUAGCAUCUCGAGUGAUUAUGUGGCUGCUGGGACGGAAGCGGUGCUGACUGGUUGGGGAGGGACUCAGCAAAAUGUGGGACCACUGUCGGAUCAGUUGCAGUUCAUUCGGUUGCGUGUGAUUGGGCAGCCGCAGUGUAGAGAAAAACUGAGCAUUAUUCAGAAUGGACACAUUUGUACCCUUAACAGGGAAGGUGAAGGAAUUUGUGAGGGCGACUCGGGCAGCCCACUGGUCAGUGGUGGGCGUGUUAUCGGUAUCGCGAACUUUGGCGCUAACUAUGGCUCGAAAGAGUGUGCCGCUGGCCUACCUGAUGGAUUUGCGAGAGUUUCCUACUACUACAGAUGGAUAGAGAACAACAUUCGGCGCCAAAGUUUGGGAAUUUUUGGACUGUUUUUAUAAACACUUGUUGCGCUGCUCAUGCGAUGUUCGGAUUUAUUUGAAUUCAAUGUCACUCUUCUCUGCAAUACUGAUGUUUUGUAACACAUUCUCGUCAAAUUUAUAAACGCGUUCCAUGUGUUUCUCGA